Cryptosporidium muris RN66 is the source of this 519-nucleotide messenger RNA. RefSeq lists its product as uncharacterized. Lineage: Eukaryota; Apicomplexa; Conoidasida; Eucoccidiorida; Cryptosporidiidae. The coding region runs from base 1 to 519 and encodes 172 amino acids. The record is from RefSeq and is a predicted model, not a curated record. The transcript has 2 exons.
AUGAAAAAUCAUACAAGUAUAAUAGACUAUAUACAAAGGAAAUCAGUAGAAUGCCUCAAUGAAAAUUCUAAAUUCCCAAUUUCCAAUGCAUUAUUCCAAUCAAACUUAGAAACAUACUGCUCAUCUUUAGAUGAUCAUGAAUUAUUUAUAAGGUUUUAUUUUACACAACCAAUGAGACUAUCUAGUAUUUCAUUUCGCCUUAGCGAAGAAGAUGUUAAACAAGGGUAUGGUCCGAAACUAGUUAAGUUAUUUGUAAAUUGUGAACCAUAUAGUUUACAUGAUGCUGAAUCCGAAGAUUCAACACAAGAAAUAAAGAUUUCAAAAUCUCAAUUAAUAACUGGAGAGCCAAUUGAAUUAAGAUUUGUCAAAUUCCAAAAUGUAUCAUUUCUACAAAUAUAUGUAUCGGAAAAUCAUGGAGCUGAACAGACCAGGAUUGGUCGUAUUAAUAUUUAUGGUGAACAAGGUAACUACGUUGAUAUUACUAAGUGGAAAGCAAAAGAUGAAAGUGAGCAUGCAUAA